This is a messenger RNA of Fusarium fujikuroi IMI 58289, 1104 nucleotides long. Its product is annotated as related to NPL3-nucleolar protein. NCBI's taxonomy places the organism in Eukaryota, Fungi, Ascomycota, Sordariomycetes, Hypocreales, Nectriaceae. The transcript is spliced from 3 exons. The coding region runs from base 1 to 1104 and encodes 367 amino acids. Gene Ontology annotation, molecular function: protein binding. The record is from RefSeq and is a predicted model, not a curated record.
AUGUCUUUCUUCAAGAAGAUCGCCAAGGAGUUCGAGAACCUUGGUAUCGGCGACAAGGACGAGAAGAAGCAGGAGUCUCAGCAAGGCUAUCCCCAGGGCCAGGAUAACAACCGAGCCUACGGUGACGGCGGCCAACAGUACGGCGCUCCUCCUCCUCCUCAGCAAUACAGCUCUCCUCCUCCUCAACAAUACGGAGCUCCUCCCCCUCAGCAGUACGGAGCUCCUCCCCAGCAGUACGGUUCACCUGCUCCCCAGCAACAAUACGGUGCUCCUCCCCCUCAACCCGCCUAUCAGCCCCCGUCCGACCGCCCUCCUCUGCCCCAAGGUUGGACUGCUCAGUUCGACCAGAACCAGCAGCGAUGGUACUAUGUUGAGACAGCCACUGGUCGCACUCAGUGGGAGGCUCCUGGUCAGGCACCUCCCCCUCCUCCCCCGGAUUCUCGUCCUCCGUAUGAGUCUCAACCCUCUGACGGAUCUCGUGGUUACCCUGGUGCUCCUGGUGGAUAUGGUUCUCCAGCCCCUGGAGGCUACAGUGGUGCUCCUGGCUAUGGCGGCUACGCUUCUCCUCCUCCUGGUCAGGGUGGCUACGGAUCUCCUGCUCCAGGUGGUUAUGGAUCUCCUGCUCCAGGCUAUGGUGCCCCCUCUCCUUAUGGUGCCCCCUCUCCCUAUGGUGCUCCCUCUCCUUAUGGAGCCCCCGGUCAAUACGGUGGUCUCGCCAUCGGUGCUGUUGGCGGUGCCUUGAUCGCAAACGAGCUCAACGACAGUGACAGUGACCAUGAACACUCCGCAGCCGCCGCUGCUGCUCCUGCUGCUGCUCCUGCUCCCCAGGUUGUCAACAACUACUACGGAGCUCCUCCCGAGGAUCCCUAUGCCGCUGACCCUUAUGCGCAAGAUGGUCCUCCUGGUGUUCUUCCUCCUACCGAUGCUGACGGUAACUCCGUCUCGUCCAGCGACCGAGAAGAUGUUCAAGAGGCCCGUGAAGAGUACGAAGAAGCUCUGGCUGAAGCUAAUGACUCGGAUGCCAGCAGUAGUGAUCACGAGAGACUCGAGGAGGCUCGUGAGGAGUACGAAGAGGCCUAUGAGGAGGUGUACGAGGAUGAUUAA